Drosophila novamexicana is the source of this 3887-nucleotide messenger RNA. It is a transcript of the gene Syx1A, whose product is annotated as syntaxin-1A. The coding region runs from base 2448 to 3338 and encodes 296 amino acids. The record is from RefSeq and is a predicted model, not a curated record. Gene Ontology annotation, biological process: synaptic vesicle fusion to presynaptic active zone membrane; exocytosis; intracellular protein transport. Gene Ontology annotation, cellular component: plasma membrane; synaptic vesicle; SNARE complex. Gene Ontology annotation, molecular function: SNAP receptor activity; SNARE binding. The transcript is spliced from 3 exons. NCBI's taxonomy places the organism in Eukaryota, Metazoa, Arthropoda, Insecta, Diptera, Drosophilidae.
AUGGCCGUCUGUUUGGUUCUGCAAUAUACAAAAACGUGCUUCAUUGUUUGCCAAAUGUUAUAGCUCUCUUUCAGCUGCAGUUUUUAACCGCAUUAAUUGCAAGUGCCGGCUUUCCAUUCAUAAAACUGCUCUCGCCGUUCAUCCACGAAUGAGCGUGCGAAGUGAACCGUGCAGAAAUUAAGUUCCACAAACAAACCGAAUGCUGGUCGCUGCUGAUGGUUGUUGUUGUUGUAUUGUAGCGGCAUUUCAGUGCUGACGUAACGUCAGUGCUUUCGGUAUUAUUUGGUGCAUUUCUGCUAACACUGUUGGUAUUUUUUAGGCGUCGUGUCGCAACAAAAGUGAAAACAAAAACCAGUGGCAAAAGAAAACGAAACAAAUUACCAUAAACUUUUAUAUUUUGCAACAGUCUCAUAACUGUGCAAUCAAUGUUGGCGUUAAAACAAUUACAAUUUGAAAGAAAAGUGAAUGUCUGAAUAUAAACUUCACUAAAUAGCAUGAUAGCAAUGAAAACUUUGCCGCAUCUGCGUUUUGUGUGUCCCAUGCCAGUAAAUAGAUAGAGCAAGAGAGCAGCUAUCAACAAACGCCGAAUACGACAGCCAAACGCAAUAGUAAAGCGAGCGAAUUACUCCCAAUUGUGAGACUCAGCGCAAUCGCACUCAGCACAUAAUCCACAUUAAAAAACAGCAGAGCGAACCGUCGCCGUCGCAUCGGUCUUGCUUGCACCGGAAGGCGACGCGUGUUUCAGAUUGACGAGAGCCAGCAACGCGUCGAGUGUGCUUUUUAGCAACGUGCGCGUAAAACAAAAGGCGACAACGACAUACUACAACAAAGUAACAAAAGUCAGCAGGGAGAAAACGAAAAACGCAAAGAGAAAGAGAGACAGAGAGAGUAAAUGGAUGCUUGCCACCCACACCACUAGCGGCGAGAAAACCAAAGCGAAUGUGUGAAGUGCCCGCCGACUAAAUCACUCACACAUACAAACACAAGCACAUACACAAAUACAAUCAAACGGCACAUAGACACGCUCGCACGCAAAAUAAAACAAAACGGAACGCAGAGAAAAAACGCCCACCGUACAGCCCUGCCUCCCCCCCCCUUCCGUUUGCCGCUAGCGCGUGUUUUCGUUGCCAGAAGCAACCAUCACGUCACAGUACCCUAAGCGGUCGAAGAAGAGAGCCGCCGCCGUUGGAGCCCUGCGCAGAAAUCGAUUUUUUUUUUGCCCAUUUUCGUACGUGUUUCGCGUACGAAGUCAACCUCAACCGAAAUUCGUUUAAAACAAGCACGCAUUGUCUCUAAAUGUGUGCAAAUGAGAGGUAAGCAGCUGCAAACGCACUGCAAUUGCGGAUUCGUGAGAAUAUAGCUAAAAGCGAAUAGGUUAACUGCAGCGCGAUCGAUCGAGGCGAAACCAAAACCAAAAACCAAAAACCGAAACCGAUGCCGAAAACGAAAACGAAUACGACGCACACGCUGCCCGCCCCGCCCACCCGCGCGCUUUGAGUGAAUGUGAAUGUGAAUGUGAAUGCGAAUGCGUGCGCAAAUGCAACGGCGAUCGACAGCCCAAAAGUAAAGAGAAAAGCAAAAAAAAAAAAAAUAAGCAACAAAUAUAAAUAAAUAAAACAACAAGCAAAAAAAGUGUGUGCUAAAAAGCUGUUCGGGCAUAAAUCCUACGCAUUGUUAAAAAUUAUCUGUGCACAGACAGCAGCAAAAAAAAAAAUAUAUAUAUAUAUAUAUAAGCAAUUUCUUGUUGCUGUUUUUUAAGCAAUCGCCGUGAGUCAUAAUUUAACGCUUUUAUUGUUGCUUGACUUAGCUGCCUGGCAUUGAGGUGCUCGCUGCGUCGCUCUCUUUGCGCGCUCUUCGCUCUUGAGCGCAAAGCACGCGCGCCGUUAUCGAAAAAAAGGCUAAAAGGAAAAGCGAGCUAGAAUUCUUGUACAUAUUUAAGAAUAUAUUUAUAUAUAUGCAUGCAUGUAUGUAUGUAUGUAUGUGUGUAGGCAAAGUGAGUUGCGUGUAAAACAAGAAGAAGCAGCAGCAGCAACAAACAAAAACUAAGGCCAAGUGUUUAGCUGAAGUCGUAUUUAUUUAGGGCAUGCGAAAAAAAACCAUUUAGCGGUCACAAAAACCAACGAAAAAUCAAUAGUCGCGAGUGUAAGCAGCAGAAAAUAUACAAAAAAAAAAAGCAAUAACAAAAAGCGUGCAAACAAGUUAAGCAACAAACGCUGCAAAAGUUAACAGUUAACUGUUAAACGGAACAACAACAACAAACGCUAAGCCAGAGCUUACGUAAAAAGCUCGCACGAAACUGUAAAUGCAACUGCAACUGCAUUCAGAAUAAUCAAUUUGCCAUUAUUAAAAAUAAUUACAAAAACUAAUUAUCAACGAAUUAAAGAGUACAACAAAGCGCAAAGAAUAAUAGAAAUAAAAGUAACGGCAAAUAUCAACUAGUUGACAGCAUGACGAAAGACAGAUUGGCCGCCUUGCAUGCCGCCCAGUCGGACGAUGAGGAGUCGGAGGAUGUGGCCGUCAAUGUGGAUGGCCAUGAUUCGUAUAUGGAUGAUUUUUUUGCCCAGGUGGAGGAGAUACGCGGCAUGAUUGACAAGGUUCAGGACAAUGUUGAGGAGGUGAAAAAGAAACAUUCGGCCAUAUUGUCGGCACCACAAUCCGAUGAGAAAACCAAACAGGAACUGGAGGAUCUAAUGGCCGAUAUCAAGAAGAACGCAAAUCGUGUACGCGGCAAACUCAAGGGCAUCGAACAGAACAUUGAACAGGAGGAGCAACAGAAUAAAUCAUCGGCCGAUUUACGUAUACGCAAAACGCAACAUUCAACAUUGUCGCGUAAAUUUGUCGAGGUCAUGACCGAAUACAAUCGCACCCAGACCGAUUAUCGAGAGCGCUGCAAGGGCAGAAUACAGCGUCAGCUGGAGAUCACAGGUCGUGCAACCACCAACGAGGAGCUCGAGGAUAUGCUCGAGCAGGGCAACUCCGCUGUCUUCACCCAGGGCAUCAUUAUGGAAACGCAGCAGGCCAAACAAACUCUGGCCGACAUUGAGGCACGGCAUGCGGACAUCAUGAAACUGGAGACGUCCAUUAAGGAGCUGCACGACAUGUUCAUGGACAUGGCCAUGCUGGUCGAGUCCCAAGGCGAGAUGAUCGAUCGCAUCGAGUAUCAUGUGGAGCACGCCAUGGACUAUGUCCAGACCGCAACUCAGGAUACCAAAAAGGCGCUCAAAUAUCAAAGCAAAGCGCGACGAAAGAAGAUCAUGAUACUCAUCUGUUUGACCGUGUUGGGUAUCUUAGCGGCUGCCUAUGUUAGCAGUUAUUUCAUAAUCAAAGCAAGCAAGUAGCAAGACAUAUUUGUAGCAACAUUUAUUUGUAACUAAAAAAAAAAAAAACAAACAGAAAUUCCAAGAGAAAAACAACAACGAGCAGCGCCAACUUCAUUUCUAAGGCACGUUUAGCUUUUCUUAAACAAAACUGAAACGAGAGUUUAUGCAACAACAAUAACAACCACAACAAGCAACACCUUUACAAACAACAACAACAAAUGAACAAAAACACAAAACGCAACAAAUUCGUGCAUCAAGUCGCAUUCAAUGUGUUUUCUCAAGCCCAACAACCAACAACAACCAACAGCAGCAACAAAAAACCAGCAAAAAUAAUACAAAAUAAACCAAAACGCGUACAAAAAAGUAUAUAUAAUAUAAAUAAUAUAUAAAAUCGACGUAUAAACCCAGUGUUUAGCCUCAGUGCCAACGUCUCCAACGUCUACACUCCACCUGCAGCUACCAAGCGUCAUUUUUCCAACAGAGCCCCAUAUGACCCGUAUCUAGGGUAUUGCCGAGCACCAUGCAUAAUGCCGCUCUGUGUCUAUGUUUUAUUAGAGCGCGCCUAGU